This is a messenger RNA of Funneliformis caledonium, 306 nucleotides long. The record is from the annotation of a GenBank genome assembly. NCBI's taxonomy places the organism in Eukaryota, Fungi, Glomeromycota, Glomeromycetes, Glomerales, Glomeraceae.
AUGAGACCAUCAACAAAUACUUUGACUACCAAUGAACCAAGUGAGAAGGACAAAGAAAUUGAUAUUUCUGAGUUUACUUCUUUUUUAGAAGUAGUUAAAUCUGAUUAUCAAUAUUCUUGUCAAACGCUACAAAUUGUACUGGACAAUUUAAAGAUUGUUAUAACGCUGCAAAGUCAACGUGAUCUGGACCCAAUGGUUCGUGUAAAAAGUGGUGCUAACAUACUAGUUCAAGAAUCGAAAAUCACAAGGUGGUGGUUCCAAGCGAAAACUGCCGUUUCUAAUAAUAAAGGAAAAGAAAAUUUGUGA